AUGUCGUCUCCUCCACCAGGAUUUUCGACAGGGGCCAGCUCUCCGCAGUUUGCUUCAGACCCAUCCACGCCAGCCACCGAGGCUGACGAUCCACUAGACCGUGACAUUGACGUCGACGUCGACGACAAUGUCGACGAGUACGUGCUCGUGACCGGCGGGCUCGGCUUCAUCGGCAGCCACACCUCACUGGAACUUCUGAAAGCCGGCCACAACAUCAUCAUCGUCGACAACCUGAGCAACAGCUACAGCGAAGUCUUCGACCGGAUCCUAGCCGCGGCAAAGCUGCACUACGAGCCACUGGGCCAACCAAUCCCCAAGGCCCAGCUCUGCCGCGCAGACUACCAGGAUGUAUCAGCUAUGGGCGUCCUGCUCGGCACGUACGCCCUGCGCGUUCCAGGCAGCACUAGCGCGCGGUCCCAGAUCACGGGCGUAAUUCAUUUCGCGGCCUACAAGGCCGUAGCCGAGAGCAUCAAGUACCCACUGAAAUACUACCAGAACAACGUUCGCGGACUGAUCGAUCUGCUCAGUCUGCUGGACGAGCACGGGAUCAAGUCGUUCAUUUUCUCGUCCUCGGCCGCCGUCUACGGCACGCUGGCGGACGAGACGCCGAAACUGCGCGAGGAAAACUGCGUGCACGAGCGCGUAACUUACAGCGGCGAGGACGGCGAGCACGUCAGCGUUGAACCGGGCUGCACGGGAAUCACAAACCCGUACGGCCGCAGCAAGUGGUUUGGCGAAGCCAUUCUCUCCGAUGUCUGCACGUCCGACCCGUCAUGGACGGUUCUGUGUCUGCGGUACUUCAAUCCCAUCGGGUGUGAUGCGUCGGGGUUGCUGGGUGAGGAUCCGCGAGACUGUGCUUCGAACCUGUUCCCCGCGGCUGUGCGGGCGUUGACGGGGCUGAGUCCCGAAUUGUGUAUCUACGGCACGGACUGGGAUACGCGGGAUGGAAGUGCGGUUCGGGAUUUCAUCCAUAUUACUGAUCUUGCGCGCGGGCACGUGGCGACGUUGUCUGCUGCGCAGGAGGGACGGAUUAGCGGGUCGUUUAGGACGUUCAAUCUUGGGACUGGGAGGGGGCAUUCGGUGCGUGAGGUUGUGGAGGCACUGGAGUCUGUUAGUCGAUUGCAGAUUCCGGUUCGGAUCGUCGGGAGAAGGCCCGGAGAUGUGGGUUCGUGCGUUGCGACGCCUGAUCGGGCGGCGCGGGAGCUUGGGUGGAAGACGGAGAAGUCGUUGCAGGAUGCUUGUGAGGACCUUUGGAAUUAUCUCAAUAGAAUAGACUCGGAUGAUGGUCGUGAGGCGAUAGAGGUUUGA
Penicillium verhagenii is the source of this 1308-nucleotide messenger RNA. Its product is annotated as NAD-dependent epimerase/dehydratase family protein. The coding region runs from base 1 to 1308 and encodes 435 amino acids. Gene Ontology annotation, cellular component: cytosol. Gene Ontology annotation, molecular function: UDP-glucose 4-epimerase activity. NCBI's taxonomy places the organism in Eukaryota, Fungi, Ascomycota, Eurotiomycetes, Eurotiales, Aspergillaceae. Gene Ontology annotation, biological process: beta-D-galactose catabolic process via UDP-galactose, Leloir pathway. The transcript has a single exon. The record is from RefSeq and is a predicted model, not a curated record.